Synchiropus splendidus (mandarinfish) is the source of this 1765-nucleotide messenger RNA. RefSeq names its product D-dopachrome decarboxylase-A-like. The transcript is spliced from 3 exons. Bases 72 to 428 code for a protein of 118 amino acids. Lineage: Eukaryota; Metazoa; Chordata; Actinopteri; Syngnathiformes; Callionymidae. The record is from RefSeq and is a predicted model, not a curated record. Gene Ontology annotation, molecular function: phenylpyruvate tautomerase activity.
GAAAAGGUUCUGGAAAGGUUCACGUCACUCGCUGCCGCGUUUGCUCGACUUUGCUCCAAUCUGCCAGCAAGAUGCCUUUCGUCGAGCUGCUCAGCAACCUUCCGUCCAGCAGCUUCUCCGAUGAGUUCGUUCGGAAGCUCGGCUCUUGCAUCGCCGCUGCUCUGGGGAAGCCGGAGGAAAGAAUGAACGUGGUGGUGAAGCCUGGAGUGCUGAUGCUAGUCGCUGGCUCCAGCUCUCCUUGUGUGAUUCUUUCCGUGUCAGCCAUCGGUGCCACUGACACCGCUGACAAGAACAAAGAACACAGCGCCAAGAUCUUCGACUUUCUCACCCGAGAACUGAACUUGAGUGAAGAUCGAAUAGUGGUCCAGUUCCAUAGCCUGCAGCCCCAUCAGGUGGGAAAGAACGGGACGGUGAUGAGCUUCAUGUGAGCCUGUGGUGUGGUGUCCACUGUGUUCUACAGUUGUUAGAGUAGAACCAUGUCACUACCCAGGUGAGACUGCGAUGUUCAUUUAGCUUCCUGCUGACUGGUCUGCGAGAUAUCUGUACUUUAACUAUUUUGGUGGUUUAAAUAGUCACAAUAUCCUGUUUCUUGUGAUGAAUGGGAUUUUUUUUUACCAUGCUAUGAAGAGCUGUUUUGUGUCAUGCUGUGAAAAUCACCCUGAGACAUUUACGCUUGGAGUCAUGUCCAUUUUCUGAACAUGGCAGCCUCAUCAAACCAAUUUCACAUCAUGUGAAUUUCACCUCUAUUUCACAUUCAUCUAUAUAUUCGGAGAAUAAUCAUUAAUUCUGGAUGACAGUGGUUAUUGAAUAUCCUCAAUAAAAAUGACUGUUUUCCUGGCAUGUGUGUUUUUACUAUUUUUACGGUCUGCCAUUUCCGUGGUUUAAGGUUUAUUCAAGGCUUGUUGUUAUCUUCGUUUCAUAGUACAGGUGAAGUUGGAGUACUGGUGGGUUCUUUUAUAACUUGGAUCCUGGCACCAUGGUUAUCUAAAAGAAUUUUAGAAUUCUUCUAAUUUUAAUGCAUACUCUUCAUGUUUGAAGGAAUAUGUUGAUUGAGUACCGUAACCCUUGGCAGCACAUGGCCAUCCGCUGACAUGGGUCUAAAAUGUUCUGGUUGAGGGUAGCAAAUAAUUACUAUGCCGUUUGUCUCAUAGUGCCACCAUCACCACUACUACAACAACAACUAGGACUGGAAAGGCUCUCGUGGUGUGAGAUAUCACUUGCUUCAAGCAUUGUCUGGUUUAAGCCUUCCAGGUUAUCUAUUGGACAUGUUGCACGCCUGCUGUAUUAACCCAAAAACUGACUGACCGAUGGGACAGUACCACCACAGCUUUCCAGAGUCAAGUGCCACAGCCAUGGUGCUACAUGAAAUUCUAAGGUCAUGCUGAGAUACAUGUUCUGAAACAUUUAAAACGUAUUAUAAUUACUGUCACUUAUUAUUAUUCACACUUUUUUGAUCGCACAUUAGGUGUCAAUAGCAGGAUUCAAAAGGAGCAGGAUGAAGAAAAGUUCUCUUAUUUGUGUCUGCAUUAUUCCAGAGGAUGUGUGGGAGAGUCUUUUGGUUAGUGUCACUAAGAACGAGUUGGUGACUGAAUCACUCAGUUAGAUUCACAUUUUGCUUCGAGCUGCCAUAUCUCUUGACUUGGUAAAAUACAGCCAUGAUUUAUUUCCGCCCUUAUUUUGGCGGCUUGAGAUUGAUGAAUAGUUUUUGCUGUUAUUUUUAGACGAUUAAUGAGCACAACUCUCAAUCACUCAGUCUCCAAUCCUC